AUGAAGGAUGCGAUGCGGGGGGACUUUUCACGCAAACCACCGCGAUUACCGCUGCCGGUUAUGAAGAGAACACCGGCGAUCCACCGUCUGGGCCAUGACAUGGAUCCAUCAAGCGCAGGGACUAUCAGCAGCCAGUUUUAUGGUGAGUUGACGGUGCCGAUGAAACGCAUCGUCCACAUCCUUGUUUAG
Aphanomyces astaci is the source of this 189-nucleotide messenger RNA. RefSeq lists its product as hypothetical. NCBI's taxonomy places the organism in Eukaryota, Oomycota, Saprolegniomycetes, Saprolegniales, Verrucalvaceae. The coding region runs from base 1 to 189 and encodes 62 amino acids. The record is from RefSeq and is a predicted model, not a curated record. The transcript is spliced from 4 exons.